AUGGGUGAACUCCAGGCACCAACCUACACCCCGCAAGCCCACCAGCCGCCCGCAACGCCCACACCAACACCAAACCUAAACGCCUCCUGCAACGGUGCAACCCAAGAAAAACCCCACCAGAAAAGCAGCAUUCCCAAAAAGACAAAGUAUAACAUUCUCCCCCACCCAUCACCCCAAAAGAGCCUCGAACAAGACCCACCCCUGAUCGACACGGCAGCCCACGGGGAACAAGAAACGAGACCAGUCAGACGCCGUGACACCGACCAGAAACAUGGCCGAUCGAUGCGCGAUGCGCCGAUUUCACGCGGUCCGGCCCUCCACCGCCGCGCAGCACCUAUCACAGCGGUCGAUACCCGAGCCUGUUUCGAGGACGUGAGCCAGACACGGGGUUAG
Molecule: messenger RNA, 393 nt
Organism: Penicillium subrubescens
Lineage: Eukaryota; Fungi; Ascomycota; Eurotiomycetes; Eurotiales; Aspergillaceae
Exons: 2
Coding region: 1-393 (130 amino acids)
Source: RefSeq, a predicted model, not a curated record